UCCGAGCAACAGUAAACAGAUUGAAUGCUGUCUUUGCGACCGCAUUCCCUUAGAAGCGUUCGAUUUGUUAAAGUCGUCCCCGGGUUGUGCCUUAGAAUGUAUUUAAGAACGGAUAGCAUGGUAGUUGUUUAUAGGGUUUUAGUAGGAUUUAUUAAACAUCAGUUCAAAAACUUCAUAAUCCGAUUCUGGCCUGGAAUAGAGAGGCCAAUUGUGCAGUUGCCUCAAGGCAAAGUUCAAGGUGUGACGACGAAACUUCCCAAUGGUGCACGAUAUCACUUCUUCAAGGGUAUUCCAUAUGCACAGCCUCCCGUGGGGAAGCUGCGGUUCCGUCCACCGGUGCCUUUGGAAAAAUUUCACAAGCCGGUGCUCAAUUGUAGCCUUGAUAGCAAUGAUUUCAUUCAAAGAAAUAUGAUUUUUAAUUGGCCCGUCUCUGGUUCAGAGGAUGGAUUAUAUCUGAAUGUUUAUACCCCAGCCCUACCCACGGAGAAUUCCACGAAAUAUCCGGUAAUUGUGUACAUCCAUGGUGGCGGCUUUCGAGGCGGAACGGCAAAUUCGAUGGUGUACGAUCCGUGCCAUUUGGUUCAGCAAGGAGUCGUGGUAGUGACCGUAUUUUACCGCAUCGGAGCGUUCGGUUUCCUUCACUUGCCCAGUGUCGGUAUCAGUGGCAAUGCUGGCCUCAAAGAUCAACGCUUAGCACUCCAUUGGAUCCAUAAACAGAUUCAUCACUUCGGCGGGGACGCACACAAUGUCACCCUCGCUGGGGGCAGCGCUGGCAGUUGGUCGACUUAUCUGCAUUACUUAUCACCCAGCUCGAGAAAAUAUUUCCAUCGAGUGAUUUGCAGUAGUGGAGACGCGUGUACUGAAGCCGUGUUCCAAGUUGACCCUGAGUGGAAAGCUCGAGCGCUGGCCAAUGCGUUGGGAUGCAGAGGAAGUUCUGAUCAACAAGUGCUAGACACAUUGAUAAAGGCAUCGGCCCGAAAUAUUGCUAAGUACCAGGACAGUAUUAUUGGCCCGAAUGAAGAAUCAUGCCCCCAUAGAUUCCCGUUCAGACCAGUUAUUGAACUGGAACCUUCCGAGGAUGCCAUCAUCACUCAAAAGCCUGAAGAAAUUCUAAAAUGCUUCGAUUCAAUUCAAAUGCCGAUGAUGUCAGGUUUUACCAGCGCUGAAGGAUUGCUGUCAAUGUACCUAAGCAAAUCUCGCCUAGAACUGUUCAAUAAACACCCGGAAUGGUUGGUGCCACGGAUUUUCAGUGGUCUGGAUGCGAUCGAACGUAAGGCCAUCGGAGAACAGGUGAAACAAUUUUACCUCGAAGCUCAGGACCUCGGUUGGAAUACCCAAAGUGAGACCUGUGAUUUAAUGUCGGAUAUCACCUUCGUUGUGUCUGCGAUGUUCAGUGCCGAAAUGAUUGCUAAAUAUCAGCCUAAUGUCAAACACUAUCACUAUCUGUUCGACUACAGCGGUCCACUGAACUUAAUCGGAAAGGUAUUCAGACUUCCAGCAGUUCCAGGGGCUGCACAUGGAGCUGAAACAUACUAUAUGUUCAGCUCUUCUUUCUUACCAAACGUAUCGAAAGACAGCAGGGAGUAUCGUGUACGCGAAAUCUUUAUAAAACUUGUCACCAACUUUGCCAUUCAUGGAAAUCCUACACCAGACGAAAAAGCACUCGGAUUCAAGUGGACUCCUGUGCGGCCUUUAGAACGCUAUUCCGAUUCGUUUGAUCUGGAAUCUCUACAGUUCACUGAAUGUCCCAAGAUGAUACUGAAUAUUUACCAAAAGAGAAAGGAAUUCUGGAGAGAUUUAGCGAGGCGACAAACAAGCCUUUUAUAAACGUUCACAAAUAGUUUGAAAAUUUUACAUUAUUAAAUUUUUUCCUGCAAAAAUGCGAUUUGACAUAAUGAAACAUAAAAAAAGACAUUAUUUCCUUAUCGCGUAUUGAUUUGUUUUUUUUUUUUGCUAUAUAACAAUAUUUUAUUAUUUUAUUUAAUUAAAACUAAUACCACAGACAGACGUUCAAGCAAGAACAACAUUGAUCAAAAAUUCCGUGUAAAUUUUCAAAGAGAAUUACGUUAUAUAUCACUUGUACACUAGCGCCACCUGGUGACCUUAUCGCUACAACACAUGUUUUUUCGCUGGUGUACAAGGCUGGCGUCACUGGUAUCUGGUUACGGUUUGCUACUACAAAGAACUUUACACAAGUUUGGAAUUCAGCUUAGACGUAUGUCUGCGCUAAAACAUUUGAUCACCUACCAUAGGAUCCCUAAAUCAAUUGUGUUAUAAUCACCCCUUUGGCAUCACGCCAUGUUUCAAGGGCUAACAUCUCAACAUAUGUGUAAACGAGAUAUCUUACUUAUCUUACUGCUGACAGCGGGCACAAAUUAAUUUGAGCCCAGGACAUGAGUUCAUUGUCAUUCACUGUUACUCGGUAUAGGGAGGCCAAAGGCUCGGUUAUAAUCGACAGCAAUCGACACAAAGACGUAACGGUGGUAUUAAAUAAACAAUAGCUACUGUUCAGGUUAUCUUGUAGCACUCGUAAACAAAUACUCAGUCGUAAAAAUACUCAACUCCAAUGACGUCUAAUGAAAUACAUAUAUACAAUUCUCGGCUUGUUAUUUGACUAAUUUGAAUAAUCCAUAUCAUAUACACCAAAAUGAAUGGAUUUUUGUUUAUUCGAGUGAAUUUAAUUAAUCGAGUGAAUUUAAUUCGAGUGAAUUUAAUUUAAUUAAAUUUUAACCCUGAAAAGAUAAUCAUAUUUUGAUGUGCGUACACACUAUGUUUCUUUUACCGUACUUAGCAAACUUUUUACUCAGUUUUCAACAGCCAAGCCAUCAGUAAUCUGUUCAGUAAUUCAUUUGCUUGACGCGCGUUCGGUAUUUUUUCAUUGUUGCCGAAACGUCAAAUAAAUAAGAUAGCUCAGCAAAAAUUUACAAAGCGUUCAUCUAAAGUUGCUGCAUGAGUUGGCGUUUACAAAACUGAUGAUUCGUCACAAAUUUACAAGCGUUCCGCAAAAUGCAAGAUAAGCUUUUUCCCGGUUAUAAUAAUAUAGAUGAAUAUGAAUGUAACUAUUUCUAUAGUUGCUAUUGCAACCGAUGAUUAAUUUUAUAUAGGUAUUUCGGAUUGUUUAGAUCAAUACACUGAUGAUCCAUGCACAUUCGCCUAAAACUAGAUAGUUUUUAUUAAAGACUUCGAGUAAAUAAAUCUUCAGUGGUGGUAGAUUUGAAAGCACUAUACCGGAAUACUUUAAAUGACACAGCCACUAAACUUUUCUGGAAAUGGCGGACUUCUGAUGUGCGAUUCUGUUUUGACAGAUGCAGAAAAAAUACCGAACAGUAUAGUAAAAAAAAAAACAAAAGUUCAGAAAAACAAUUGGGUUGUUUAGCUAUAUCAGUUUUUUAUAUCAUCUGAAAGAGCUGCAUUUUCUACGCAAAACGAAAUUUCCAAAAAUUUUCUAUCGUUGUACUUCAAUUUUCAAAUCAUGAAUUGAAACUGCUCGAAAUCGCUACAAUGACAGUUCGCCCAUAUACCAACUGUCAUUGUAGCGAUUCAGAGCGAUUUUUAUUCUUCAUUUAAAAAUCGAAGGACAAUGAUAUUCAAUUUUACAAAAUCUCUUUUUUCUCAGAAAAUAAAAAUUUUUAGCUGAUACAUAAAAAUCAGAAAAUCGUGAAUAGCUAAACAACCCAAUUAAUUGUUAAUUUAAAAUUUCAUUAUUGAUUAAGAAAAAACGAGGAAAAAACUGACGCACUGUUAGAAAACGAGGAGUCAAAUUGACGCAGACUAACUUUCCAGGGUUAACGGAUCAGCGAGUUAAAUAAAACGAAUACAAUUCUAGAGCAACAUGUCAAACGGAUCUAUCCCGGAUUUAAUAGUUUUGAGAAAAUCAACCUCGAAGUUUUAGUUUCCUUUUUUAAAUGCUAUUUAACAAUUGAAAGCGAUUUUCUAUUUUUUUUAACGCAGAAAUAAUUACGAACAUGUAAACUUUAAUAUAUUUAAAUAUUUUCGUUGAAUUACUGAAAAAUUUAGAUGUUUACGAACUGAAUUAUGAAUAGUCCCUUUAAACUUGUAAAAUAGACUUAGACCCUUUUGUUAAAUCCAAUGUUUGUUUUGAUUCUGAGUAAGCUCAUUUCAGAUGUACCCUUUGCUAGAUUGUCAUUUUAGUCAGGUUUUUUGAAUCCGACUAAACUAAACUGAAGUUUGCUUUGAAAAAACCGAAACAAAUUUAUACCGAGUAGUUUUCAGUGAAAAUUGUAUCGAUCAAGUGAUCAAGUAAAACCCCCAUGCGAAUGUAUAAUAAUUGAAAUGGUAGUUUUUUUAUUCAAUAAUAUGAACUGUGUAGGAAUCUGACUCUAUCGUAUAAAUUUCAGCAUCUUGAAAUGUGAAACCCGUUAGUGACAUUCUCUACAAAUCCUAGGAUUUCAAGGACCAGAAUUUGGGAAAGACUGUAGAGAGCGGUUUUCACGGAACAAAAGCUUGUAUUUGUGCUGAGAGUUGGAAAUGGAUUUAAUGGUUCAUGUUUCACUCAUAAUAUAAAUACGGGUGAAAGAGAAGACUUACGUGCAGUACAGUGAAAAGUGUGACGAGUACAGUUUAAACUGGUUCAAAUAGAAAAAGUGGUGAUCAAGGUGUUAGGAACUAAAACUGUGGCAUAUCAUAAAGAAAGUUUUUUAUUCAAAAUUUGUUUUUGUAAAGACAAGAGUGUUUAAUCAUUGAAUAAACAUUUAUUGCUCUGUGUUUUGUUUACAUUUCCCUGAGAAUUUUCUAUAACAUGUAACAAGAAAUAA
Messenger RNA from Wyeomyia smithii (pitcher-plant mosquito), 4775 nucleotides. Its product is annotated as acetylcholinesterase-like. Bases 25 to 1827 code for a protein of 600 amino acids. NCBI's taxonomy places the organism in Eukaryota, Metazoa, Arthropoda, Insecta, Diptera, Culicidae. The record is from RefSeq and is a predicted model, not a curated record. The transcript has 5 exons.